AUGCCAUAUCUUGCCAAGCUAGAAUCUCCAACACCACGGCAAGAUAUCGUCUUCGCCGAACAUAUAUUUCUCAACUUCGACGUUACUCCUACAGAUCCUCCUACACUCAAGCCUGCACUUACCACCAUGGAAUCUUCAACCUCCUCCCCUCUCCCAGAAAUGAUAGAUAUCAACACCCUUUCACACCAAGAACCAACAAUCUCACCCCAAACAAUAACCCGCAUCAACGCAGCCUACGACUGGACAUCUCCCAACGAUCCCUCCAACCCCCGAAACUUCUCCCUCCUCACAAAAGCCCUUAGUAUAGCAUCCAUAACAUCCCUCGCCUGGUCAUCCUGCUUCGCCGGUGCCAUAUACGCCCCCGCCCAAACCACCGUCAGCCAUGACUUCCACCAAGGCCGUUUACUUUCCGUCCUCCCUCUGAGCUUAUAUAACCUCGGCAUGGCGUGCGGUCCGCUCGUUGGAGCACCGCUCUCUGAGACGUAUGGCCGUAAGACGGUCUAUGUCGCUACUACACCUAUCUUUCUUUCUUUUUUGCUGGGAUCGGGAUGUGCAAGGGAUAUUUAUCGCGGGGCGAGUUUGGGGAUAUACUACUCUAUUCCUUCGCUUGGAGCAGCUGUUGGGCCACUUGUUGGGGGGGUCGUACAGAGGUCUUUUGGGUGGCGGUGGACGCAGUGGGUUGCUGUUGUGAUAACGUGUGUUCUUUACAUUCCGGUUUUGUUCACGAGGGAGACUUAUAAGAAGGUUGUCCUUCGAAGACGAGCUAUUAGGAUGGGUCUGGGUGAUAGCUCUUCCCAGCAAACAACUGUUGCUCGGACGGUCCGACAUUUCUUUACGGUUCUCAUCCUUCGACCUCUUCAUAUGCUGUUUACUGAACCAAUCGUCACUCUGGUCAGUCUCUACAACGGCUUCAUCUUUGGACUAUUGUACACAUUCAUCAUAUCCGUCCCCUGGAUCUUCAGACAUUACUAUAAUUUCAGCGCAACCGGCGAGUCCCUCUCAUAUCUGGGUAUAACUCUCGGCACCCUCUUGGCCUGCGCUCCCUUUGUCCUAAUCGACUUUUCAUACUAUCAAAAGCGCCUUAUCCACUGGACUCAAACCCACGAUGCAAGCGAACCCUUUCCCCCAGAGCAUCGCCUCAUCUCCUCCAUGAUCGGGAGUUUUCUCCUCCCCGCUAGUCUCCUCAUAGCAGGGUGGACAGCUGAAUUCCGCUUGCACUGGAUUCUCCCCAUCUUCUUCCAGGGCAUGACGAUGCUGGCUUGUCUUCUGAUUUAUGCUGGUGUAAAUCUCUUUAUGCUCGAUGCUUACGGUCCUUUGUAUGGAGCAUCGGCAUCGGGUGCUAUGAUGCUGAGUAGAUAUUCGUUGAGCUUUGCUUUUCCGAUGUUUGCGCUGCAGAUGUUUGAGAAGCUUGGCGCGGGAUGGGCGACCACGCUUUUGGCGGGUAUCACGUUUUUGAUGGCGCCUAUACCGUGGUGUUUCUUUGUUUAUGGGGAGAGGAUUAGGGCGAGGAGUAGAUACGAGUCAAGCUCAUAG
Messenger RNA from Fusarium subglutinans, 1533 nucleotides. RefSeq names its product polyamine transporter 4. Gene Ontology annotation, biological process: spermine transport; transmembrane transport; spermidine transport. The record is from RefSeq and is a predicted model, not a curated record. Lineage: Eukaryota; Fungi; Ascomycota; Sordariomycetes; Hypocreales; Nectriaceae. The transcript has 2 exons. Bases 1 to 1533 code for a protein of 510 amino acids. Gene Ontology annotation, molecular function: spermine transmembrane transporter activity; spermidine transmembrane transporter activity.